AUGGAGAAGACGAUAAGAAAGGCCACAAGAUCACAACCCAAGGCCAAGAAGAAGCCCAUCAAGGUGGUGUACAUCGCCAACCCGGUGCGGCUCACCGCCACCGCCGGGGAGUUCCGCGCCGUGGUGCAGCGGUUCACGGGCCGCGACGCCUGUUACUCGGGAGCCGACGACGCUGCGGUCGUCGUCGACGGCCACAACGGGUUCGGGUGCCGGUCGACGGAGAGUAACUCCGAGCACGGCGUCGCCCGGCCCGGGCCGGAUUCGGCCUACUCGGAUCCGGGCUUGUUGGAUCCCUUCAAGAGUAUUGACGAGGCUUUCUCCUCACAGCUGCUUGAGGAGUUCUCGGCCAUGUACAACAAUGGAAGUUCUGGCUUAUCCGGGUACUUGUGA
This is a messenger RNA of Ananas comosus (pineapple), 390 nucleotides long. RefSeq names its product sigma factor binding protein 1, chloroplastic-like. NCBI's taxonomy places the organism in Eukaryota, Viridiplantae, Streptophyta, Magnoliopsida, Poales, Bromeliaceae. The transcript has a single exon. Bases 1 to 390 code for a protein of 129 amino acids. The record is from RefSeq and is a predicted model, not a curated record.